Molecule: messenger RNA, 3103 nt
Organism: Phyllostomus hastatus (greater spear-nosed bat)
Lineage: Eukaryota; Metazoa; Chordata; Mammalia; Chiroptera; Phyllostomidae
Gene: CSDC2
Product: cold shock domain containing C2
Exons: 4
Coding region: 881-1342 (153 amino acids)
Biological process (GO): regulation of mRNA stability
Cellular component (GO): cytoplasm
Molecular function (GO): mRNA 3'-UTR binding
Source: RefSeq, a predicted model, not a curated record
GGGACAGCUGGGGCCUGAGCUGUCCUCGCCUGCCCAGACCGCCGGUUCUGAAGGGCACUGCUCCCGGCAGGACAUGCCCCCAGACCAGCUCACGGGGGCCUUUGGGAGCUGGGCUUUGGGUCUGCGUGAGUUGAAACCAAUGUUCUGCAGACACAUUCGUUUCUCUGCUCUUGGAGGAGUUUAUUUUCCCCUUCAGUUUCUCGGGGAGAGUUCUUUUGGAAAAACGCCAGCCUCGUCUUGGCUGGGCUAGGAACACAGUUCGUCCUCGCAGGGAGAGCACUGGUUACCUGCAGAUGAAUCUGGGCUUUCUCACCUACCCCCUCUGAGCCUCAGCUUCCUCAUCUAUAAAAUGGAGACAAUUCCAAUCUCAACCUCUCAGGGCAACUAUAGGAGGUUGGAAAAUGAGAAAUCGUCUCUGAAGACUUCUGCAGAUGUGUACGGCAUUCUGACGAUAGAAGCCCGUCUUGGCCCGCCCCUUUCUGUAGCAGCACCCGGACUGUCUGUAGCAAGGACCUGGGCUGGAAGCUUUCUCUGCGUCCCUUCUCCCUGGUCUCCUCAGCUGCUGCGAAUGGUGCGGUUCCUUCAAGUCCAGGGCUCUGGCCCGGAGACGGAAAGACUCUGUCUGUCCAAGGUCACAGAGCAAGCCAGUAACAAUGCAGGGCCCGAACCCGGGACCCUGACUUCCCACUCCAGGCCGCAGAGGCAGAUUGCCCAGGUUUGAGUCCUGGCUCGGACAUUAAUUGCUGUGUGACCUUGUACGGAGCCUGCGGCUGCAGAGGCCUCCGAGCAGGGCCAGGCCGGGCCCUGCCCGCAAGGACGCCCAAGCCCCUCACCGGCCCCUGGGCCUGGGAGCCCCCCUGGCUCUCCCGCCAGCCGCGCCAUGACUUCGGAGCCCACCUCGUCCCCGGUCGUGCCCCCACUCCACUCCCCAAAGUCCCCGGUCUGGCCCACCUUCCCCUUCCACCGGGAGGGCAGCAGGGUCUGGGAGAGGGGCGGUGUCUCCUCUCGGGACCUGCCCAGCCCCCUGCCUACCAAGCGGACCAGGACGUAUUCAGCGACAGCCCGCGCCUCUGCUGGCCCCGUGUUCAAGGGCGUCUGCAAGCAGUUCUCCCGCUCCCAAGGCCACGGCUUCAUCACCCCUGAGAACGGAUCCGAGGACAUCUUUGUGCACGUGUCAGACAUCGAGGGGGAGUACGUCCCGGUGGAGGGCGACGAGGUGACCUUCAAGAUGUGCCCCAUCCCACCCAAGAACCAGAAGUUCCAGGCUGUGGAGGUGGUGCUCACCCAGCUGGCCCCCCACACUCCCCACGAGACGUGGUCCGGCCAGGUCGUGGGCUCCUAGGCUGGGCGGGGAGUCCCCCGGGGUGGACAGGUGGCAGCCGGCUCCCUGCCCCACGGCACUGGCUGUGGUCUGUCCCCCGGGCGGCCUCAGUGCGCGAGUCUGUCUGUCUGUCUGUCUGUCUGUGUUUACGGCCGUGAGCGUGUGCCUCCAUCCAGCCCUGUGACCCGUGACUGUUAUGUGAGCUGGACGGAGGGGGCAGCCCCUGGACUUGCCUUCUCUUCUCGUCCACUCUCCCUCCUUCCUCCCCUCCCUGCUGAAUCGGCUCAGCACCUCUCGCCCCCCUGCCCACGUGCCUGCAGGGGGCACCCCUGGGCCCUGCCUCGGCCUGAGGCCCCAGCCCGGGGGCCAGGGCUACCUGUGCUCCCUGUGCCCCGCCCCCUGGGCGGGGGCCUCCCACAGUGGCCUGGACCCCACCCUCAGGAGCCAGGCCAGCGAGCACUUGGGGGGGCCUCCCAGCCUGCGGCGAGGAAAGAGGGCGGAAGGCGGAGGCACGCAGGCCCUCGCCGGUGCCCCAACCCGGUCUUCCUCCGCUCUCCCAGCACACCCUGGAGGCAGGAGAGGGGCUGAGGGCCAAGGCGUUUGGGGCCUGCCCCUUCUCCUCAGCCUGGCAGUGGCUCCAUGAACCCCAAACUGAGGUUGCAUCUUCUCCCCUGGGCCGCGCUCAGCCGGCUGCCUCAACUUCCCCAGGAGGCGUGGGUCUGUGGGGGGAGGGGACGUGUCUCCCCGAGCCUGGAUGGAGGCCUCCCUUUGGUCCUGACUCACAAGCCUCACGGAUGCCCUGCCUGUGCGCCACACGACGGCGCCACGUCCGUCCCCUCGGGCAGGGCCCGGCGGGGCACCCACCGAGAGGGCCCUCAGCCUGGAGGCCGCUAACCCUGCUAAGACCCCUUGCCGGUCCCUCAUCUCAAAGCAGUGGGACGGCGGUUUCCGCCGGCCCUCAAGCCAGCGGCCAAGUCGCGGUCCCUACGUUGUCAAGCCCUUCCGGGGUGUGUGUGUGUGUGUGUGUGUGUGUGCGCGCGCGCGUGUGCAUGUGUGUGUGCAUGCGCACGCAUGCGUGUGUGCUCACUCUGGGGUGGGGUGGGGUGGGCCUGGCCUGGGAGGCGGGGAAGGAGGGCUCCGCCCCCACCCCCGACCCCGCCCAGAGCACGUGACCUGAUGCAGACUGAACCGGGGCUUAGGGGGCGGGGCCUGCAGGACAGUGACCCUGAGGACAUGCAGUCUGUGUGUAAGUGGGGGCGCGUGUGCCCAAGAUGCAGGGGUGACAACUGCCCAGGACCCCCAGCUCUGAAGACGCCCAGGCCGCGGGGUAGAGAUCAGCCGGGACGUGCGCCCCGUCCUCGGUCCCAUCCUCAGUCCCCACCAGGGCCUGGGAGCCCCGCGCUGCUGGGACGUGCUGGCCAGCUGCCCGACCCUGAGAGUGGCCCGGCCUGACACCCGGCUGCGAGCUGGGGCUGCGCUGGCGAGGCCCGAGGCCUCUCUCAUGAGAACAAGGACUCCCCGGCCUCCUUGGUAGGUUUGCUGGUGCAGACUAACCCCUGGGAGCCCCCCAAAACCCCCCUCCUGUGAGUAGACCCCCUUUUUGAGGCACUGGCGAGGAGGCAGGAUGUGGGGACAUCAGCCCUGGGGCCACCGGGGGUGACAGGAGCAGCAGCACUCCCGUCACCUCGCCCCACAGUGUCCAGUCACAAACCCUCCCGGCCCCCAGGCCACCCAGACCCCCUCCCACCCCAACACUGGCAAUAAACCCUCAACUGCGACUCA